Messenger RNA from Pongo pygmaeus (Bornean orangutan), 10032 nucleotides. It is a transcript of the gene RUNX2, whose product is annotated as RUNX family transcription factor 2. The transcript has 8 exons. The record is from RefSeq and is a predicted model, not a curated record. Gene Ontology annotation, molecular function: ATP binding; DNA-binding transcription factor activity, RNA polymerase II-specific; RNA polymerase II cis-regulatory region sequence-specific DNA binding. Lineage: Eukaryota; Metazoa; Chordata; Mammalia; Primates; Hominidae. Gene Ontology annotation, biological process: ossification; chondrocyte differentiation; hemopoiesis. Gene Ontology annotation, cellular component: nucleus. The coding region runs from base 4659 to 6254 and encodes 531 amino acids.
GAUAAUAUCCUCUAAUCCUAUUUAAUACUAAAAGAGUUCAAUUGAAAGAGAGGAGAUUUUCCUUUUGUACCUUUUCCAAGAAAGCUAAUAUACAAAAGAUUCUCAUUAUAGGACAGUUUUACCUACAGCCAUGUUCCAUAGCACAAAGUUACAGCAGCGCUCCAACGUAUACAACAAUGUCCUACAGUUUCAUUUACUAUAUUCUCUAAGUACAAAGGUUCUAAAAAGAUUACUUUCAUUUCUCCCUAGAUACGUUAAAUAGCAUAGCUGGGAUAUUAUUUUUCUUUGGUUUUGUCAGUAGCAUGUUUGAUAUAAAUUUUAUUAAGUGGUAGUGUAUGUAACAUUGCAUUGUGGGUAGUAGUUUCCUGCUUUAGUCUAGCCACAUCCUCAGCUGUCAUAUGAGCAUGUUUCCCACAUUUUCUGCAAGUUCUCGCCUUUUUUUAUUAUUACAAAAAUGACAGCAUUCGAAGAUGAAUUGUUCUAAUAAUUACAAGAAACAUGAAUUACUUAUAUAGCUACAUUAAACAAGUAUGGAUCACUGCACUUCAAAGAAUAAUCAAAGAAGAAAAACAAAGUAAUCCUCAUAAUUAAAGUGUUAAUACUAUGUGAACAAUGUAUUAAAGUAAAUUAGCAUAAAAGGAUUCAAGAAACAAUUAAAAACAGCUAAAAGAAAUUAAGUCUCCAUAAUCAGAUGCCAAUACUAUCUAACAACUGAGGCAUUACAUAUUAGAAUAUAACAAUUUGUAAUGAAUGUUAAGAGCUCCAAAUCUACCGAGUAUUCAUUAGUGAAGAUUAAUGUCAAUAUCCCCUACUAGAACUUAAGAAUCUACUUUGAGGCUGUAUAGAAAUGAGGGAAAAAAGGAAGAGAAACCAAAAAAGCCUGAAGGAGAAAGAAAGGGAAAGAGGAGGAACGGGACAGACAGGUAGAGGGAGAGAGAUAGGUAGAGGGAGAGAGACAGGGAGAGGGAGGGAGGGAAGGAGGGAGAGAUUGACUUAGCAUUUUCUCUUCUGGCAUCCAGUUUCCACAUAAUCUCACAUUUAGACAGCUGCUAAAACUAAUCAAAUGAAGUUGUUCAAACAAUCAGGGAAAUGGUGCUAGUUUGGGUUUUUACCUGAUCUAAUUAAAAUAAACUGAGAAAAAUACUCUCAUUACAAAAAGUACUACAAAACAAUGCCUUGUAUACAUACACAAUCAGACAAAUGUGCAUGCAGUUGUGUACAUAAACAUAUACCCCAUUAAACAAGGAAAUGGAAUAUUGCACAGUCACCAUAAUUUAACAGAUGAAACAAUACAAAUUUUACUAACAGAAGUAGUCAAUAUAAGGCCAAAUAGAUCCCAUGUAAGCUCAAACAGCUAUGCAUCAAAUCCAAAAAAAAGAAAAAUUGUCAAAAAAAGUAAGAGUCACAUACCAAGAUGAAACAAUAAAUUAAAAACUUCCUUCGUAAAACCUCAUAUUCAGAACAUUUUAAGCCAAAUUAGGACUUCUACAGUUUAAAAAUUCCUGCAUCAAACCAUUUUCUCCUUUGUUUUUCAAAGAAUUAGCAGCAAAUAAAAGAAUAGAGUUAGCAGCAAAUAAGUCUAAAACAAUCCUUUAAAAAUGCACAGAAAUGAGCACAAUAUUGAUAAAGUAAAACUAAUGUAUUAAAAUAUGAUCAUUAGUUAAGAAAAUAAAAAAUUACUCAAAUGGUUACAAUGAAGACACACGUAGCAUUUAAACACAAAUACCUUGGUAUUUUCAAAAGUUCAGCCAAUUCUGACACAUUUUAUUCACUACAAAGCAAUGGAGAAGCAAGAUACCAACAACUUUUUUUCUUUGAAACUGAUUUCAAGAUCAAAACUUUAUUUCAUUUCCGUGGCAUUAAAGUACGUGAUUUAUACAGUAUACCUAAACUUGUUGCUUACUUCAAAACAGCAAAUACUAACAUGUCCCCAAAGAGAAUAAAAUUUUAUGGGUCUUUAAAAAGCAAAAAAUAAAAAUAAAAAUAAAUCUGUGGUUUUCAAUUUCUGAUUAUAACCAUGGUAUAAAUCUAUAAUCAAGAGCUGUAUUUGCAUUGACUUUUCUAAAUCAGUAUCUCUUCACCACGUGUAGUAAGCUAUUUCUAAUGAAACACACUGUUAUCAAAUGUGUACCAAUUAUCAAAUGUGCCCCAGUUAUCACUGUUUUUCAAAUUUUUACAACAAAGUAAUAUUUGCUCCAAAGAGGAUAUAUUUUCAUUUUAGGAAAAAAAUUCAUGUGGAUAAUGAAUAUACAAACUUGAAAGCACAUGACUUCACUAUCUUUCUCCUGCUAGAAUUUGAUAGGUCUCACCCAGGACAAAAAGUGCAUAUAUAACAAUAUCUACUAAACUCUCAUGCGUUAAGAAUAAUAAUCCUGGUCCAAAAAUUACAUGCAGGAGGACUACCUGCAAAAAGUGAACAGGUAAUUAAAUGACAAAUAGAUGUUAAAAAUUACUUAAAUUCCAGGUCAAUUUGAAGAGCCAAACUUUACAUAAAGAAGAUUUUAAGGAAGAAAAUAGCAAAAUGUUGGGUUUGUAAGAUGUUUCAGUGAAUACUAAUGUAGAAACUAUAAGCUUAUUUGAAAAGAAGAAAACCAUUUGCUUAUCAUACUACAGCAGCUACCUACAUAUUUUCAAUUAACUGAUUCUGGUAUUAUAGGUACACAUGAAACUAUGUUUGGAAAUCCCACAAGCUAUAUAGACAAAACCCUCCUUUUGUUUACUUUGGAUACUAAUUAGAGAUACAGAUAAUAUGGAUACAACUUAUUUAUAAAAGGGAAAAAAUAAUUUUUCUCUCCUUCACAUGAAUAACUGCAUGUUAAAUGAACGCUUUUACCUUUCAAUGUAAAACCUGUUUACACAUACAAUAAGGCAUGAUAAGUCCAUAGUUAAAAUAAAACACCGAAAUGUAUUUCUGGUUUUUUAUCACUAAAAGUUUAUUCUGAAAAGGUUCUGGACAUUUGAAAAAUAAAGGACUAGAAUCAUUCCCAUACCCUACCAGUGUAUUUUGGGAAAAUCAAAUUUUCUGUAAAGAAACUUAUGAACAUAUUUGUACAGUUACUGUGAUCUAAUAUGAACCAAAAGCAGAUAAUGAAUAGCACUAGGAAGAACACGGGGAUAUUUUAGUUCUAACACCCUCCUGUCUCCCUAGCCGUUACCUCCUUGUACUUUCCAAAUAAUCUUUUGUAAUUCACUGUCUCCGCCCACCCCAUUUACUUUAUGCCACUCCUAGUUACUGUCACACUAGGAAGAAGUCUAACAUGCAGAUUUAGAGUGGCAUGGAUAAAUGGCAAAAAAAUGCCUAGAAAAUUGGUCUGUUCGCCUUUAUAAUUUUUGUUGAAAAAUACUCCAUCGCUCCCAACUGAUGAAAACAGGAAGCUCUAUUCAUAAAUAUAAAAUUCACUGCCUAUGAUAUAUAAUCAUCCUAAUAAGAAAAUGAGUUCUAUACAUACUUGUCCAAAGGGGCAAAAAAGGAGAUAGUUUCCCAAAGAUGUUUCCAAUUUUCUUCUGAAUCAGAAUUAGCAAAUCGAGACGACUAACAUACUCUGUCUGUGGGCAUUAUUCCUUACUACACACAGCAUUUUGUAAUUUAUUUCAAAGCUUCCAUUAGAAACAAAAAAAAUACAUAGCUUCUGUUAACCCACUCUAUUCUAAGCUCAUAGAAUCGAAUACUGAACAAUCUACAUCAUAACAUAAGCAUUUUACUUUAUAGAAGAUCUGUUAUCAGAAACUCUAUUAAUGUCUAAACUACUUAAAGAACUAUAUAAACUGAAUACACUUCCAUGAAAGACAAAAAAUAUUACAAUCAUAAAGAAAACUAAGAUUCAUCCCAUAAACUAUAUUACAAUCCCUGUCAUUCAUUUUUUAAAGAUCUUCAAACUAGGCAUGAGAUAAUGGUAUACAUGAAACAUUACAUUUAAUCUUUAUUGUGAAGGCCGCCAUCUAAUAUAUUGAUAAUAAACUAGACAGACGUGAUUUAAAAUUUGUAAAAGAAUGCGCAGACUAACACUUUCAUGACAGCCAAUUAUAGUCAAGCCUAGCAAGCAGUUUGCAACCAGACCUUAAGGUAAACUUUUUUUUUUUUUUACAAUGAGUUACAGAUUCAUAAGUUUAAGAAGACAAGAAAAAGGAAAACAGAAGGAAUCCAGCCACCCAGCAAAUAUGAAGCAGACCCCAGAAUGUGAUACAGUCCAAAGAUGUGAAUUAUUGUAAAUCAUCACUGUUGUUCAGAAUUUCACACAGACUCUUGAGCCAAUUUUGUUCAUUUUUCCACAGACACAAUAAUGAACUAAAAAGAGGAGGCAAAAAGGCAGGGGUUGAGGGGGGAGUAGAAAGGAAAGCCCUUAACUGCAGAGCUCUGCUCUACAAAUGCUUAACCUUACAGGAGUUUGGGCUCCUUCAGCAUUUGUAUUCUAUCCAAAUCCUCAUGAGUCACAAAAAUUAAAAAGCUAUAUCCUUCUGGAUGCCAGGAAAGGCCUUACCACAAGCCUUUUGUGAGAGAAAGAGAGAGAGAGAAAGAGCAAGGGGGAAAAGCCACAGUGGUAGGCAGUCCCACUUUACUUAGAGUACUGUGAGGUCACAAACCACAUGAUUCUGCCUCUCCAGUAAUAGUGCUUGCAAAAAAAGGAGUUUUAAAGCUUUUGCUUUUUUGGAUUGUGUGAAUGCUUCAUUCGCCUCACAAACAACCACAGAACCACAAGUGCGGUGCAAACUUUCUCCAGGAGGACAGCAAGAAGUCUCUGGUUUUUAAAUGGUUAAUCUCCGCAGGUCACUACCAGCCACCGAGACCAACAGAGUCAUUUAAGGCUGCAAGCAGUAUUUACAACAGAGGGUACAAGUUCUAUCUGAAAAAAAAAGGAGGGACUAUGGCAUCAAACAGCCUCUUCAGCACAGUGACACCAUGUCAGCAAAACUUCUUUUGGGAUCCGAGCACCAGCCGGCGCUUCAGCCCCCCCUCCAGCAGCCUGCAGCCCGGCAAAAUGAGCGACGUGAGCCCGGUGGUGGCUGCGCAACAGCAGCAGCAGCAGCAGCAGCAGCAACAGCAGCAGCAGCAGCAGCAGCAACAGCAGCAGCAGCAGGAGGCGGCGGCGGCGGCUGCGGCGGCGGCGGCGGCUGCGGCGGCGGCAGCUGCAGUGCCCCGGUUGCGGCCGCCCCACGACAACCGCACCAUGGUGGAGAUCAUCGCCGACCACCCGGCCGAACUCGUCCGCACCGACAGCCCCAACUUCCUGUGCUCGGUGCUGCCCUCGCACUGGCGCUGCAACAAGACCCUGCCCGUGGCCUUCAAGGUGGUAGCCCUCGGAGAGGUACCAGAUGGGACUGUGGUUACUGUCAUGGCGGGUAACGAUGAAAAUUAUUCUGCUGAGCUCCGGAAUGCCUCUGCUGUUAUGAAAAACCAAGUAGCAAGGUUCAAUGAUCUGAGAUUUGUGGGCCGGAGUGGACGAGGCAAGAGUUUCACCUUGACCAUAACUGUCUUCACAAAUCCUCCCCAAGUAGCUACCUAUCACAGAGCAAUUAAAGUUACAGUGGAUGGACCUCGGGAACCCAGAAACCCCAGGCAGGCACAGUCUUCCCCGCCGUGGUCCUAUGACCAGUCUUACCCCUCCUACCUGAGCCAGAUGACGUCCCCGUCCAUCCACUCUACCACCCCGCUGUCUUCCACACGGGGCACUGGGCUUCCUGCCAUCACCGAUGUGCCUAGGCGCAUUUCAGAUGAUGACACUGCCACCUCUGACUUCUGCCUCUGGCCUUCCACUCUCAGUAAGAAGAGCCAGGCAGGUGCUUCAGAACUGGGCCCUUUUUCAGACCCCAGGCAGUUCCCAAGCAUUUCAUCCCUCACUGAGAGCCGCUUCUCCAACCCACGAAUGCACUAUCCAGCCACCUUUACUUACACCCCGCCAGUCACCUCAGGCAUGUCCCUCGGUAUGUCCGCCACCACUCACUACCACACCUACCUGCCACCACCCUAUCCCGGCUCUUCCCAAAGCCAGAGUGGACCCUUCCAGACCAGCAGCACUCCAUAUCUCUACUAUGGCACUUCGUCAGGAUCCUAUCAGUUUCCCAUGGUGCCGGGGGGAGACCGGUCUCCUUCCAGAAUGCUUCCGCCAUGCACCACCACCUCGAAUGGCAGCACGCUAUUAAAUCCAAAUUUGCCUAACCAGAAUGAUGGUGUUGACGCUGAUGGAAGCCACAGCAGUUCCCCAACUGUUUUGAAUUCUAGUGGCAGAAUGGAUGAAUCUGUUUGGCGACCAUAUUGAAAUUCCUCAGCAGUGGCCCAGUGGUAUCUGGGGGCCACAUCCCACACGUAUCAAUAUAUACAUAUAUAGAGAGAGUGCAUAUAUAUGUAUAUCGAUUAGCUAUCUACAAAGUGCCUAUUUUUUAGAAGAUUUUUCAUUCACUCACUCAGUCAUGAUCUUGCAGCCAUAAGAGGGUAGAUAUUGAGAAGCAGAAGGCUCAAGAGAGACAAUCGCAAUCGAGCUUCAGAUUGUUUACUAUUUAAGAUGUACUUUUACAAAGGAACAAAGAAGGGAAAAGGUAUUUUUGUUUUUGUUGUUUGGUCUGUUAUCAUCAGUAACCUGUUCAUAUGCCAAUUCAGAGAGGUGGACUCCAGGUUCAGGAGGGAGAAGAGCAAAACCGCUUCCUCUCUGUGCUUUGAAACCUCACACCCUCAUGGUGGCAGCUGUGUAUGGACCAGUGCCCUCCGCAGACAGCUUACAAAACCAGUUGAGGUGCACUAAAGGGACAUGAGGUAGAAUGGACGCUUCCAUCACAGUACCAUCAUUCAGAAUAACUCUUCCAAUUUCUGCUUUCAGACAUGCUGCAGGUCCUCAUCUGGGUUCGUUUUUUUUUUUUUCUUUUUUCCUGCUCUAAGAAAGUGACUUCAAAAAUAACUGAUCAGGAUAGAUUAUUUUAUUUUACUUUUUAACACUCCUUCUCCCCUUUUCCCACUGAACCAAAAACAAAUCCUAUCCCUAAAACCUGCCUUCUCCUUUUAUGCAAAACUGAAAAUGGUAAUACAUUAUUAUAGCCAUAAUGGUAUAGAUAGUGUUUGCGUUUGGCUAUGUGUUAUUUGUUUUCUUUUUUUUAAAUUAUGAAUAUGUGUAAAAUCUGAGGUAACUUGCUAACGUGAAUGGUCAUAUAACUUUAAAGAUAUAUUUAUAAUUAUUUAAUGACAUUUGGACCCUUGAAACAUUUCUUAGUGUAUUGAUAUGUUGACUUCGGUCUCUAAAAGUGCUCUUUAUUAAAUAACAAAUUUCUUCAGUGGUCUAGAGCCAUAUCUGAAAUAUUGCUAAGCAAUUUCAGUUCAUCCAGGCACAAUGUGAUUUUAAAAAAUACUUCCAUCUCCAAAUAUUUUAGAUAUAGAUUGUUUUUGUGAUGUAUGAAGGAAAUGUUAUGUUUAGUUCUUUCAGAUCUUUGAAUGCCUCUAACACAGCUUUGCCUUCUAAAGCAGUAAUUAGGGAUUUAAAAAACAACCUUUAGCCCUUUAUCAGCAUGAAAUGCUGGAGUGAUGUGGUUUUCUAAUUUCUUUGGGGUAAUUAUGACUCUUGUCAUAUUAAAAAGACAAGCACAAGUAAAUCAUUGAACUACAGAAAAAUGUUCUGUGGUUUCAUAGUUAAGCAAAACUCUAAAUCGCCAGGCUUCAUAGCAAAGACAUAGUCAGCUAAAAGCCACACAUGUGGAUAGAGGAUCAAUUAUGAGACACCUAGUACAGGAGAGCAAAAUUGCACCAGGGAUUCUUAACCAACCAGCCUUACCAAACAACACAACAGGGGAACCCCAAUCUGCCUUACCCAAGGCCCCACUGGCAGCUUUCCACAGAAUUUGCAUUUAGAGGAGCAGAAUGACAUCACUGUCCUUUGGGAGUAGGUCCUCUGAAAAGGCAGCCAAGUUCCAGCAGGUAGCUGAGCUGAGAGGACAUAUGGCCCAUGGGGACCUACAGACAGCCUUUGACAUUUGUAUUUCUUACAAUGGAGGGCCAAGGAGGGCAAGGGGGUGUGGAGUUUGGUGUCUACUACUGUGUACGAAUUUGAGCUAGAGCCCUUCUGUGGCAUGCACUUUGACCACUCCUGGCAGUCACAUGGCAGAUUUCCAAGUGCAAAUCCUUAAUCCAAACAAGGAUCAUCUAAUGACACCACCAGGCCAAUCCCUGCUCUCCUCCCCGAAAAGUCAGGGUCCCUUCAUUGGAAUCCUCCACCCACCCAAGCAGAAUUUAGCAGAGAUUUGCCUUCAAACCCUAACAGCCCCCUUGUUCUCUGGUCCUUCUCAAACCCACCUUUGUAGGCCACCCAGCAUUGCAGGACAGCGUGUGGGGCAGCUGGACCUGUGCUUUCUGCCUGGGAGUCUCCCUUGGAAUUCAUCCUGACUCCUUCUAAUAAAAAUGGAUGGGAAAACAAAACACUUUGCCUUCUAAAGGCUGUAUACCAAGUAUGCUUAGAUAAAUAAGCCACUUUUUCUAUUACUUAAGUAAGAUGGAAGUAGUAAUUGAUACUAUUUAUUGUUUGUGUGUGGUAGCUUGAAGCACACCACUGUCCAUUUAUUUGUAAGUGUAAAAUAUGUGUGUUCGUUUCAGCAGCACUUAAAAAAGCCAGUGUCUGGUUACACAUUUCAAUUUUAAUUAAUUGACAUAAAAAUGCUACCGCCAGUGCCAGCUGCAUCCUAUUUAAUUAAAAAGGUACUAUAUUUGUACAUUAUUUUUUAAUGUUAAAAGGGCUUUUUUAAGUUUACAGUACACAUACCGAGUGACUUUAGGGAUGCUUUUGUGUUGAAAUGUUACUAUAGUGGCUGCAGGCAGCAACCCAGAAACACUUUAGAAGCUUUUUUUCCUUGGGAAAAAUUCAAGCACUUCUUCCCUCCACCCUCACUCCAACCACCCCAAUGGGGGUAAUUCACAUUUCUUAGAACAAAUUCUGCCCUUUUUUGGUCUAGGGAUUAAAAUUUUGUUUUUCUUUCUUUCUUUUUUUUUUUUUUUUCACUGAACCCUUAAUUUGCACUGGGUCAUGUGUUUGAUUUGUGAUUUCAAGACCAAAGCAAAGUCUUACUACUACUGUGGAACCAUGUACUAGUUCCUGGGAAUUAAAAUAGCGUGGUUCUGUAUGUAGCACAAACAUUGCUGGAAUUUACAGUCUUAUCAAUGCAGCCACAUUUUUAUCCAUUUCAGUUGUCUCACAAAUUUUAACCCAUAUCAGAGUUCCAGAACAGGUACCACACCUUUGGUUUUAGAUUAGUGGAAUAACAUUCAGCCCAGAACUGAGAAACUCAACGGAUUAACUAUUGUUUGCUCUUUAGACGGUCUCACUGCCUCUCCCUUGCCAGGGCCGUUUCAAAAUGAACAGAGAAGUCCACACCAUUAGGGACCAUCUGUGAUAAAUUCAGAAGGGAGGAGAUGUGUGUACAGCUUUAAGGAUUCCCUCCAUUCCGAGGAAAGGGACUGGCCCAGAAUCCAGGUUAAUACAUGGAAACACGAAGCAUUAGCAAAAGUAAUCGUUAUACCUAUGGUAUUUGAAAGAACAAUAAUAAAAGACACUUCUUCCAAACCUUGAAUUUGUUGUUUUUAGAAAACGAAUGCAUUUAAAAAAUAUUUUCUAUGUGAGAAUUUUUUAGAUGUUUGUUUACUUCAUGUUUACAAAUAACUGUUUGCUUUUUAAUGCAGUACUUUGAAAUAUAUCAGCCAAAACCAUAACUUACAAUAAUUUCUUAGGUAUUCUGAAUAAAAUUCCAUUUCUUUUGGAUAUGCUUUACCAUUCUUAGGUUUCUGUGGAACAAAAAUAUUUGUAGCAUUUUGUGUAAAUACAAGCUUUCAUUUUUAUUUUUUCCAAUUGCUAUUGCCCAAGAAUUGCUUUCCAUGCACAUAUUGUAAAAAUUCCGCUUUGUGCCACAGGUCAUGAUUGUGGAUGAGUUUACUCUUAACUUCAAAGGGACUAUUUGUAUUGUAUGUUGCAACUGUAAAUUGAAUUAUUUGGCAUUUUUCUCAUGAUUGUAAUAUUAAUUUGAAGUUUGAAUUUAAUUUUCAAUAAAAUGGCUUUUUUGGUUUUGUUA